Prorocentrum cordatum is the source of this 483-nucleotide messenger RNA. Lineage: Eukaryota; Dinophyceae; Prorocentrales; Prorocentraceae. The record is from the annotation of a GenBank genome assembly.
CCUCGGACCCUCUCAAGUGCGGCCGCCCUCGGGAGGCCCCGAGGGCCGCGCUCGGGCCGCACACGGCCAGCGAGGGCCGAUGGCCGCCCUGGGCCGCCAGCGACCGCCGAGGCGGAGAGGCUGGGCAUGGGUUGCCAGACAAGUUCGGAGAAGCAGCGGGCUGCCGACGGCGACGUGGAGACAGCGAAUGGUGAUUCUCCCAACGAAGGGAUCUCGGUUGUCGUGGCAGAUACUUCUGCCGACAAGGACGGCCCCUCGCAGGAAGUGUCGGGGGCGUCGGCUGCCGGGCGAGCCCCCUCCUCGCCGCCAAAGCGUCAACGGCCGCCAGCAACGGUGGUUCCUCGCCUGGCCUCGUACCGCCGCCCAGUCCAAGGACCCGUCGCUGCCCGCCGCGACAGCGCCGUGUCGAAGGGAUCGUCUUCAAGUCUGCGCAACGGCCGGCACAAAGUACCCAAGUCGAUGAGCGUGGUGAAGCGCAAAUGA